Rana temporaria (common frog) is the source of this 1653-nucleotide messenger RNA. It is a transcript of the gene MSR1, whose product is annotated as macrophage scavenger receptor 1. Gene Ontology annotation, cellular component: membrane. The transcript is spliced from 10 exons. The record is from RefSeq and is a predicted model, not a curated record. Lineage: Eukaryota; Metazoa; Chordata; Amphibia; Anura; Ranidae. The coding region runs from base 112 to 1404 and encodes 430 amino acids.
CAUUCUGUUUUAAAGGAAAGAAGUCUCAUUUCAAAUCCUAGUUUCAUAUGGAAGUCUAAGAACGUUACUUCACCACUUCAUCCUAUUUCAGCGUGAAAUAAAGUGAUCUAUAUGGCAAGGUGGUCAAAAAAAUCUGAAAAUAAUGAAGACAUUACUUGCUUUGACCCAAUUGAGGAUCGGUUGGAUAAUGUGUCACAGAAGUCCCUUAUUCCACCCGGUAUAACUACUCCAAAAAAUGAAAGGAAACUGAAGUCUGCGAUUGCUGCCAUUGUUUUACUUUAUAUCAUCGUACUUGGUCUUCUAGUAGCUACUCUCAGGCUAAAAGGUCAGAUCUCCCAGUUUGAAAAAUACAAACACAUUUGCGAGGAAAAGCAUGAAGGAGAAGAUGGCAAAGAAUCAGAAACAGGAAGCCUCCAUGAUUACUCCAUUAUUUUGAGCCAGCUUAUACAAAACCUCUCUGACUGUAAAUCACAAUUUUCACUGAACUCAGCAAAACUGCAAUCUCUAAGUAAAAUAUUAAAUGAGAGCAUAUCACAGAGUCAGGAAAAGGACAAACGCAUGCAGGACAUACAAAAAACAGUAGGACAGUUAACCACUACACUAGAUGACAGCGACAAGAAAAUGGAUUAUAUAAACAUGACAUUUUCUGAAAAGGUUCAUAUUCUGAAGGAGGAAAUUGGUCAACAGUAUACAUACUUUCAGAAUGCAUCAUCAGAUAUCAACGUGGUAAAACAGCAGUAUAUGACAAUGCAACAAGAAAUGAAAGAGGAAGUGAAAACACUGAAUCAGAUUACCAAUGAUCUUCAGUUAAAAGACUGGGAGCAUUCUCUUACACUGAAAAACCUAACAAUAAUUCAAGGUCCUCCUGGUCAAAAAGGAGAAAAGGGUGACAAUGGCUUAGCAGGAAUAAUUGGAAGACCAGGACCCACAGGACCAAAAGGACCGCAAGGUUAUCCAGGACGGGGAACUAAAGGUGACUCAGGUGCCAAAGGUGAAAAGGGACAAAAGGGAGAAAAAGGAGAAAAAGGAGAAAAAGGAGAAGGAAAUUCUAUGACUGUGGCCCUCACAACUCCUUCUACUAAAUCAGAACCCACUGUUCGCCUCAUUGAUGGCUCUGAGCCUCACAAAGGAAGGGUUGAGGUAUUUUACAAUGGACAGUGGGGCACCAUAUGUGAUGAUCACUGGGAUGAUAAUGAUGGAAAAGUGGUGUGCAAGAUGCUGGGAUUUUCUGGAGUUUCCAAGGUUUCUAACAAAGCAUCCUUUGGUCAAGGGAAGUUCAGAAUAUGGAUGGAUGAUGUUAGAUGCACUGGAUAUGAAAGUUCCAUUGCAAAAUGUAACUUCAGAGGCUGGGGAAUCACAGAUUGCACACAUGCUGAAGAUGCUGGAGUGGAAUGCAUUAAAUAAAGUACAUCAUAUUAUAUUUGUUGUAUAAUUUUGUAACCCAGAAUAACUAAAUAUAAACAAGUUACUCUUUUUCUUUCAUCCAGAAUAUAAAAGAAAAAUCAUAAUCACAGCACAACAUUUUAUGCUGACAUAUUAAUUUGCAUUAAAAAUAAACAAUAAUCAAAAAUAUAUGGACAAAUUACAAUUUGCAUAUUAUUAUUAUUGUUGUUGGAAUCCAUAAUAAAAAGGCAAGCAGCUUGUUAAUGUGUA